Messenger RNA from Sphaerulina musiva SO2202, 2580 nucleotides. RefSeq names its product Dynamin_M-domain-containing protein. Gene Ontology annotation, molecular function: microtubule binding; GTP binding; GTPase activity. Gene Ontology annotation, cellular component: cytoplasm; membrane; microtubule. Gene Ontology annotation, biological process: peroxisome organization. The coding region runs from base 152 to 2269 and encodes 705 amino acids. The transcript is spliced from 5 exons. NCBI's taxonomy places the organism in Eukaryota, Fungi, Ascomycota, Dothideomycetes, Mycosphaerellales, Mycosphaerellaceae. The record is from RefSeq and is a predicted model, not a curated record.
UACCUACUUCCCAUUGCUUCUCCACCUCACUGUGUAGACUGUCCAGAGCUCAGAAGCUCAUAUUCACCUCCACUGUUACCUGUCGACUCAAAAAUACAUUGCGGCACUGCGCACGAACCCUUCAAACCGUCCACCUCACCGCCUGCCCGCGAUGGCACAAGCCAACCCCAACGCGAUCAACGUGAACGACCCGGGGCUCAUCACUCUCGUCAACAAGCUGCAAGAUGUCUUUACUACAGUCGGCGUGCAAAAUCCGAUCGAUCUGCCUCAAAUUGCGGUGGUAGGAUCGCAGUCCAGUGGAAAGAGUUCGGUGCUAGAGAAUAUUGUGGGAAGAGACUUCCUCCCCCGAGGAACAGGUAUCGUGACCAGAAGACCGCUGAUCCUCCAACUGAUCAACCGAACCCCCUUCAAACCUUCGGAUAAACCGCAAGAAAAUGGCGCAACAGGUGGAGAUGCGGUGGAAGGCACAGACGAUAAGGAGGCCAACACAAGUGAAUGGGGAGAGUUCCUGCACAUUCCUGGCCAGAAGUUUUACGACUUCGGCAAGAUACGAGAUGAGAUUGUCAAGGAGACGGAGAGCAAAACAGGUCGUAAUGGCGGCAUCUCGCCUGCACCGAUCAACCUGCGAAUCUACUCGCCAAAUGUUCUCACCCUCACGCUCGUUGACCUGCCUGGUCUGACGAAAGUCCCAGUUGGCGAUCAGCCUAGGGAUAUCGAGAGACAGAUCAGGGAGAUGGUCCUCAAGCAAAUCUCCAAGCCAAAUGCGAUCAUCCUGGCAGUCACAGCCGCCAACACCGAUUUAGCCAACUCCGAUGGGCUGAAGCUUGCAAGAGAAGUCGACCCAGAGGGUCAGCGGACGAUCGGUGUCCUUACAAAGGUUGAUCUCAUGGACGAGGGCACAGAUGUGGUAGAUAUCCUGGCAGGCCGGAUCAUCCCACUGCGGUUGGGCUACGUUCCAGUGGUGAAUCGAGGACAGCGUGAUAUCGAGACCAAGAAGGCCAUAUCAUACGCGCUGGAGAAUGAGAAGAAUUUCUUUGAAAACCACCGAGCGUACCGCAACAAAGCAUCUUACUGCGGAACACCGUACUUGGCGAGGAAGCUCAACCUGAUCUUGAUGAUGCAUAUCAAGCAGACACUUCCCGACAUCAAAGCGCGCAUCGCGGCCUCCCUCGCGAAAUACUCCGCCGAGCUCGCUCAGCUUGGCGACAGCAUCCUCGGGGAUGCUUCGAACAUCAUUCUCAAUGUGAUCACGGAGUUUUCGAAUGAAUACCGAACGGUACUGGAAGGACACAGCGCAGAACUUUCGUCUGUCGAACUCUCGGGUGGUGCUCGCAUUGCUUUUGUCUACCACGAGCUAUACAACAAUGGAAUCAAGGCAGUGGAUCCCUUCGAUCAAGUUAAGGAUAUCGACAUUCGAACAAUAUUGUACAACUCCUCGGGAUCUUCACCGGCGCUGUUUGUUGGCACCAUGGCUUUCGAGGUCAUUGUGAAACAGCAAAUCAAGCGAUUGGAAGAGCCGUCCCUCAAGUGCGUUAGCUUGAUUUACGAUGAGCUGAUCAGAAUACUGGGACAGCUCGUAAACAAGCCAAUGUACCGACGUUAUCCCGCGCUCAAGGAGAAGUUGCACGCCGUGGUGGUCGGCUUUUUCAAGAGGGCCAUAGAGCCGACCAACAAGCUUGUCAGGGACCUGGUCGCCAUGGAGGCAUGCUAUAUCAAUACGGGCCAUCCAGACUUCUUGAAUGGACACCGUGCUAUGGCCAUUGUUAAUGAGAAGCACAACGCUGCGAAGCCUGUCCAGGUCGACCCCAAGACGGGCAAGCCACUGCCUCUUUCCGCACAGCCACCCCGAUCAGCAAGCCCCAGUCUGGACAUGAGCAACGGCGACGCUGGCUUCUUCGGGUCAUUCUUCGCGAGUAAGAACAAGAAGAAGAUGGCAGCCAUGGAGGCGCCUCCACCUACGCUGAAAGCGUCGGGUACGCUGAACGACAAGGAAUCGCAAGAAGUCGAAGUGAUUAAGCUCCUCAUCGCAUCAUACUUCAGCAUUGUGAGGAGAACGAUGAUCGACAUGGUCCCGAAGGCAAUCAUGUUGAACCUGGUCGAACGCACGAAAGACGAAAUGCAGCGGGAACUCCUCCAACACCUGUACGGGAUGCAGGAAAAUAGUGACCUGCUCAAAGAGAGCGACUACACGACCAAGAGGCGUAAGGAGUGUCAACAGAUGGUGGAGUCACUGGGUCGUGCGAACGAGAUUGUCAGCCAGGUACAGUAGUAUCUUUGAAGGUAAGUCUGCUCUACGGCGCGUGCAUGACGUUUGGAGUAGGCGUACGGAUAAAGAGAGGGAGAGGGAGAGAGAGGGAGAGAGAGAAAGAGAAAGAGGUAGCGAAACGGCUUUGUUCAGAGUAGAACAUGUCUUCCAGGUGGUGGGCAAGGCAGGCGUUGGUCUUGUGCAUUGAUAUAUCCGUGGUCUACCCUUGACCGGUAUAGGAUAUGUAUGUAUGUUGUGUGUCUGUGUGUGUGAGAGAGAGAGAGAGAGAGAAUGAAGAAGAACCUUAGAUACAUGUACCUUGGGUAUGCCGUUCC